Molecule: messenger RNA, 4732 nt
Organism: Oncorhynchus kisutch (coho salmon)
Lineage: Eukaryota; Metazoa; Chordata; Actinopteri; Salmoniformes; Salmonidae
Gene: htr7c
Product: 5-hydroxytryptamine (serotonin) receptor 7c
Exons: 2
Coding region: 412-1611 (399 amino acids)
Biological process (GO): adenylate cyclase-activating adrenergic receptor signaling pathway; positive regulation of MAPK cascade; smooth muscle contraction
Cellular component (GO): plasma membrane
Molecular function (GO): G protein-coupled serotonin receptor activity
Source: RefSeq, a predicted model, not a curated record
CUAAACCACUCGUGAGGAAAUUCACAUCUGUCAGCGAAACGAAACAAACCACACAGGGAAACAAGCGCGUCGUUCAAACAACUUUUUAAGAAUUGCUUAACAUUUCAAGUGAUUUGUGACGUUUUAGGGAUUUUUCUCUGAAGAAAACGCGGUGCUGUCCAUAGAAUGCAUUAUUGUUUUUCGCCUCUUAUAUUUGGAGAGGUGCGAAUCACUAUUUUGGGCAGGUGAAAGCUCUGACUGUGCAUGGAUUUGAUGAGCGGGCUUAUGUUUCUCAGUACUGGCUGUCUUUUUAUAUAAGAAAAUAGGUACUGGAUCCAAGACCAGAGACAAACUAAUCAAGUAUGCGCUUAACUGGAGUAGCCUACACUGGCGAGGUGUCCCUUGGAUCACCGCCGGGAUUACGUUGUCGUAAUGUUCAAUACUUCGGACGUCGAUCACACUUUCAAUAAGAGAGAGGAUGUUUCCGAAGUUAUCAAUGGCACUCUGGAGCUUGUCUACAACGUCACCGCUGAUCCUACAGUCAUGUGGAACGAUACGUGCGGGGAGACACUACUUGAUUUCGGCAGUGGAGAGAAGAUAAUUAUCGGAGUGAUGUUGGCUAUCAUCACAGCGGUCACUGUGAUGGGAAACACAUUGGUUGUCAUAGCGGUUUGCGUGGUGAAAAAACUAAGACAGCCAUCAAACUAUCUUCUUGUGUCUCUGGCCGUGGCAGAUCUCUCCGUGGCAAUAGUUGUAAUGCCGUUUGUUAUAGUGACCGACCUAACUGGAGGCAAGUGGCUUUUUGGGGAGGUGUUUUGCAACAUCUUCAUUGGUAUGGAUGUAAUGUGCUGCACAGCCUCCAUCAUGACCCUGUGCGUGAUCAGCGUUGACAGGUAUCUGGGAAUCACCCGGCCCCUCACAUACCCAGCCAGGCAGAACGGUCAGCUGAUGGCCAAGAUGAUCCUGGGGGUGUGGUUGGUGUCCGCCUCCAUCACCCUGCCCCCCUUCUGUGGCUGGGCCAAGAAUGUCCACACGGGCGGCGUGUGCCUCAUCAGCCAGGACUUUGGCUACACCAUCUACUCCACGGCAGUGGCCUUCUACAUCCCCAUGCUCGUCAUGCUCUUUAUGUACUACAAGAUCUUCAGGGCCGCCCGCAAGAGCGGUCUGAAGCACCGCUUCACCGACUUUGCCCGGCGGGAGCGGCUGGAGACAGUGGCCAGUGAGGCGCUGAGGAUGCAGGGCCUGAAGCCGCAAGGUGUGGCCGAGGAGUGUGCGGCGCUAUCCCGUCUGCUGUCCCGUGAGCGCCGCAACAUCUCCAUCUUCAAAAGGGAGCAGAAGGCAGCCACUACGCUGGGGGUGAUCGUCGGUGUGUUCUCUGUCUGCUGGCUGCCCUUCUUCAUCCUGUCCACAGCUAGGCCCUUCAUCUGCGGGGUGGAGUGCAGCUGCGUGCCCAUCUGGCUGGAAAGGUUCCUCCUCUGGCUGGGUUAUGCCAACUCCCUCAUGAACCCCUUCAUCUAUGCCUUCUUCAACCGGGAUCUGCGCUCCACAUACAAGGACCUGCUACGAUGCCGCUACCGCAACAUCAACCGACGCCUGUCCGCCGUGGGUGUGCAUGAGGCCCUCAAGGUGUAGGAGGAAGAAGACAAGGAUGAGGAGGAGGAGAGUUUGGGGCCCCAGAAGCGUCCAAGGAAUUUUAAAUGCCGUCCUUAUUGCAAAAACUACUGGGAAGUGCAGUUUCUGUGGUUGUAUAAUGGAAGCUUAGAGGGAUGACCUGUGACCUGGCAGUAGUAUUGUACAUAAAGACAGAUAAAGACAGAGGCUGACUGUUACUUCCUCUCUAACCCACUGCAGAGGCACAGAGAUAAGGCCAUUCCUUAGGUCUGUGUCUGUGUGACUCGCUCAGUCAUUCUAUUUUGGGACCCAAAACCAUGGACCGUAUUUGACGGGCUAAUCAAGUUGACACUGGCUUUGUGCAUAUGCUACACAGUCCUGACUUCAUAUUCAUGUCUGGUGGAUGGUGCAUUGACGGGAAAUGACAUGCGGACCCAGGCGAUAAUUCUGGGUCAUUCAAAGCAUGGGCUGCGAAUAGAUUUCUGCAUGAGGAUAUUUGCCAAAUUGAUGCUUGAGCAAGUGGGUGCCAGUGGCUAUUGAUUUAAACCAAUGAAGGUCACGGAAUCGGUAUCUACAUAACUGUUUCCAGUUCAUCUUGUCUGUGGUACAGUAGGUGAUGAUGGUGAACAAUUGAAAGUGGUCUGUAUAGGUAUAUGUGAAUCUAUUACUUUGUGGAGGCAGUUAAGUGUUUUCUGUUUACCAACAAAAACACUGCAGAACAGAGGGGUAUACAACAAAGCAGCAUCAAGGAGCCUGAAUAUUCUGAAAAUGUUGAACGUUUUCAGAAAGAUUAUUUUGAAAUUGCCAUUGUCUCAUUGACUCAACAACCAAAAACACAUACAUGUACCUAUGUUUAGCUUUUUUAAUGAACCAGAAAAUCAUCUGUUAUUUGUAGUUGUUUAUCAAAGUUAGCUGGCUAACUCACUGAAUCUGCUUUGUAGUAUACACCUCAGAAGGCACCUUUGCGUUGUCAUUUUAUUUCCAGACAUGCCUUUGACUGUCAGUUUCUCUAUUCAAUCAUUGAAUAGAAUACAUUGAUCUAUGCUGGCCAACAUCACUUAGCUAUUAAAGAGUUAACUACAAAGUCAACCCAAGUGACACACACAGAUACAAGGGACACACACACACAGAUGCAAGGGACACACACACACAGACGCAAGGGACACACACAGACCCAAGGGACACACACACACAGACCCAAGGGACACACACACACAGACCCAAGGGACACACACACACAGACCCAAGGGACACACACACACAGACCCAAGGGACACACACACACAGACCCAAGGGACACACACACACACAGACCCAAGGGACACACACACAGACCCAAGGGACACACACACAGACCCAAGGGACACACACACAGACCCAAGGGACACACACACAGACCCAAGGGACACACACAGAGACCCAAGGGACACACACACAGUACAUGGCCAAGAUAGUAUAUUACUUUUGAAUAUAAAUCGUAAUGCAAAUUAAAGCCAACAAACAAAGUUAAUCUUUCAAUGUUACCACAAAGCACCUGAGGGUAGGAAAUAUGACAAGCCUGUGAUUUGAAGUGAUUUAAUGGGUAAGAGAAAAAAGAGAUGGUACAACAAGUAGGCCUAAUGGUUAGCGCCUGAGAAUGUACUGUAACUAGAAACAUAUUAUCUCUGAGAAUGUACUGUAACUAGAAACAUAUUAUCUCUGAGAAAUGCCCAUUUACAAAAUCCACAGGAACCCUCACUAUUUCAGAAAACAAAACUCUUCAUUUGGCAUUCAUUGUUCAGUGGAGUCUGCAUUGAAACUUGCAUCUGUCUAACAUGCUAUGCAUUAUCCAUGGAGGAGCAGAAUGUUGUGCAUAGUAAAUCUGACAUACAGUACAUAUGUAGGAUCUUAAAACCUUUUACUGCAGUGGACUAAAACAGGGUCACACAGAGUUUUUCUUGGUAGUCUUAAACAAAUCUACUUUGAAACAAAAGUAUACACCUCACACACAUGGUUAUGGGCUUAACAAAGAAGAUACCUGUACCAUGUCAGAUAUAGAUCAUGUUUUAAAUGUACACUUUAUAACAUCACAGAAGAGUGAAAUAUAACAAAAGCUUUGACAUAGAAACACACGUUGUUUAAAAAAAAAUAUUUUGAAAACUAUUAAUAACAUUCCACCCAUGAGGCAACUAGGUCAUUUGACUGCAGGAAAGGGCUACUUUGAUCACUGUUGCAUGAGAGCUUUCCAGGACAUUUAAAACUUGCAGUGUAUUUGAGGUUUAAUAGGCUUCUGGAGUUUGUAAUUUCCAGACUUGGUUUCCCCUUACGAAAAGCAUAUCAACCCCUAAAAUCUUUUAAUUCAUUAUAAUCAACAUAAUAAUUCACAUUGCCUGUUGCUGGAUUAUUUUCUUGCUGUAGCAAACUGGCUGAAAUUAAGAUCCUACAUCUGUAGUUCAGCAGCACAGUGGUUUAAACUACGUCACCCAAGCAUACUUAAGCACAUAAGGGUAAAACAUGUAGAAGUGAUCUUAUUAAACUAUGGAGCUCUAUGGGGAUGUUUUUGCUGAGUUGAGUUUUUACCACAUACACAAACAGUUAGAGUUGGCUGCUUGAAACAGACUGAUUUUCCCUACCGUUUUGUUUGUGUUGUAACAAAAGCUGAUCAAACUAUUCAACAUGACCAUUAUGGAAAAGACACUAAUUAUGCUGAUGAGGUUCACCCAACAAGGAAUAAGUCCACCCAUCAGCAUCUUCAUCUCUAACACCUGAAGCAUCAGGUAUGGCUACUUCUGCUGUCUCUACUUCAUAGCAGGAUGUGGUCAAAACUUCUAGGAACUCUGCCUCAACUUCAGUUGAUCACAACAACUGCUCUGUUCUGUUGACAUUCUCUGUAUUGAUCUGUGUAAAAUGUAAUCAUUGAAGCAGCGUGUGCUUUCUCUACCUCGAUUUUUGUAAAGUACUUGUUCAUUAUUAUUGCAAACAGAUAUCUAUUCCUGGCUUGCACUAUAUUUUGUCAUAUGAUUCCAUGUUAUUUAAAGUGUCUAGUGUCGACAAAAUUCAUUCACAUACCGUCUACAAUUGCUUUGCCGACAUUAUUCUCUCAAAUUUACCUGGAGAAAUGGAAGCAUAUUUAUUUCAUCACUUUGUAAAUAAAGCAGCACUU